AUGUUGGAUGGAUUCAUUAAAAAAUUUGUUCUCUGUCCUGAGUGUGAGAAUCCUGAAACAGAUCUGCAUGUCAAUCCAAAGAAGCAAACAAUAGGUAAUUCUUGUAAAGCCUGUGGGUACCGAGGCAUGCUUGACACACAUCAUAAACUCUGUACAUUCAUUCUCAAAAACCCACCUGAGAAUAGUGACGUUGGUACAGGAAAGAAAGAAAAAGAAAAGAAAAAUAGAAAGGGCAAGGACAAGGAAAAUGGCUCUGUAUCCACCAGUGAGACACCACCACCUCCACCACCAAAUGAAAUUAGUCCUCCACAUGCUGUGGAAGAAGAGGAAGAUGAUGAUUGGGGGGAGGAUACAACUGAGGAAGCUCAAAGGCGCAGAAUGGAUGAAAUCAGUGACCAUGCAAAAGGUCUGACACUUAGCGAUGAUUUGGAAAGAACUGUAGAAGAGCGUGUUAACAUCCUGUUUGAUUUUGUUAAGAAAAAGAAAGAAGAGGGCAUUAUUGAUUCAUCUGAUAAAGAAAUUGUGGCUGAGGCAGAAAGGCUGGAUGUAAAAGCCAUGGGUCCUCUUGUUUUGACAGAAGUUCUCUUUGAUGAGAAGAUAAGAGAGCAAAUCAAGAAAUACAGGCGCCACUUUCUAAGAUUUUGUCAUAACAACAAAAAGGCUCAGAGGUACCUUCUUCAUGGUUUGGAAUGUGUGGUAGCAAUGCAUCAAGCUCAGCUGAUCUCCAAGAUUCCACAUAUCUUGAAGGAGAUGUAUGAUGCAGACCUUUUAGAAGAGGAGGUCAUUAUCAGCUGGUCAGAAAAGGCCUCUAAGAAAUAUGUCUCAAAAGAACUUGCCAAAGAGAUUCGUGUCAAAGCAGAGCCAUUUAUUAAAUGGUUGAAGGAAGCAGAGGAAGAAUCUUCUGGUGGUGAGGAAGAAGACGAAGAUGAAAAUAUUGAGGUGGUAUAUUCGAAGACUGCCAGUGUACCAAAAGUUGAAACUGUGAAGUCUGACAACAAGGAUGAUGACAUUGAUAUUGACGCCAUUUAAAAGGAUGGAUGCAACUUAGCUUAACAGUGUAAUGCUGCAAUUUUUUUUCCAUUAUCAGCCAGAAGUGCAACAUGUAUGUGCAAGAGCUAAAGUGGCUUAACAUC
Mastomys coucha (southern multimammate mouse) is the source of this 1133-nucleotide messenger RNA. RefSeq names its product eukaryotic translation initiation factor 5 (gene Eif5). The transcript has 8 exons. Gene Ontology annotation, cellular component: cytosol. The record is from RefSeq and is a predicted model, not a curated record. NCBI's taxonomy places the organism in Eukaryota, Metazoa, Chordata, Mammalia, Rodentia, Muridae. Bases 1 to 1029 code for a protein of 342 amino acids. Gene Ontology annotation, biological process: formation of translation preinitiation complex; translational initiation; formation of cytoplasmic translation initiation complex. Gene Ontology annotation, molecular function: eukaryotic initiation factor eIF2 binding; GDP-dissociation inhibitor activity; translation initiation factor activity.